Molecule: messenger RNA, 501 nt
Organism: Coccinella septempunctata (seven-spotted ladybird)
Lineage: Eukaryota; Metazoa; Arthropoda; Insecta; Coleoptera; Coccinellidae
Gene: COX7AL
Product: cytochrome c oxidase subunit 7A2, mitochondrial-like
Exons: 3
Coding region: 144-413 (89 amino acids)
Biological process (GO): regulation of oxidative phosphorylation; mitochondrial electron transport, cytochrome c to oxygen; mitochondrial respirasome assembly
Source: RefSeq, a predicted model, not a curated record
GCAAGGAACAUUCAUUCACAUUGGAUGUUCUGUGAUUCCGCCCAUAAACAAACUACGCCAUUAAACGAAUUACGAACAAGUGAUUAAGCUGGAGCGACUACUAGAUCACUAGAAAAGGAAGUCUUAAAACCUUUUGAAUAAAAAUGAAUGCUGCUAAGAGACUAGUACCAGUUUCUGGAACUUUACUCAGGCAAUUCCAUAAAACCAAUGUAGUACGUGCAACCGAAGAACAAAUGUAUGCUAAAAGACAAAGACUAAGGAAAUUGCAAGAAAAAUUCCAGAUUCCUGAUGGUACUCCAGUCUAUUUGAAAGGAGGAUUCACAGAUAGGCUGUUAUUUGGAACAACCUGCAUAUUGUUACUUGUAUCAAUGGGAAUGUCUGCAGAAACCAUAUAUCAGCUUCUCAUUAAGUGAAUUGUGAUAGUUAAUGAUUAGAAUGAAAGUAGUCAGUACUUGUCUCAUCUAUUGUUAAAAAAAAAAUCAUAAAAACUAUAUAUAAGUU